Molecule: messenger RNA, 1403 nt
Organism: Xenia sp. Carnegie-2017
Lineage: Eukaryota; Metazoa; Cnidaria; Anthozoa; Malacalcyonacea; Xeniidae
Product: dual specificity protein phosphatase 12-like
Exons: 7
Coding region: 166-1077 (303 amino acids)
Biological process (GO): protein dephosphorylation
Cellular component (GO): nucleus
Molecular function (GO): protein tyrosine/serine/threonine phosphatase activity
Source: RefSeq, a predicted model, not a curated record
CAAACUGUGCUCCAAAUGCCAACUGUAGCCAAAGUGUUCACGAUGAAUGUUGAGAUUUUUUACGAUUUUGAGUUGCAAUAAUUUUAUUUUAAAUUCUUCAGAUAGUCGUUUGCCAAGCGAUGAUUAAUUAAAGCAUUUUAAACCUGGCUGUCCGAUGUUGUUGCGAUGAAAGAGCUUGACGAAGCUGGAAAACUCUUCAUCGGCAACAGGGAAGAUGCAUUCUCGUGUUUGACAGAGGAUUCGGACAUCACACAUAUCCUGACCAUCGAAAGUGAGCCACUAUCUGACACGGAGAUGUUCGACAAAGGACGGGGUUUUGAAAUCGCACUAAAACAUAUUGAAUGCCUUGAUCAACUUUCUGCUGACUUGCUUGUUCAUUUUGACGAUUGUAUCAAAUUUAUUAACAGUGGAAUAGCCAGUGGCAAAGUUCUCGUGCAUUGUUCGGCAGGAAUAUCCAGAAGUUCAACUGUGAUUUUGGCAUACAUGAUGUACAGUCGGAAAAUGCAAUUGGAUCAGGCAUUGUUGGAACUCACAUCAGUAUACCCGAAAGCAAAUCCAAAUCCUGGCUUCAUGUUUCAGCUACAUUUGUUCCAAGCAAUGGGGAACAAAUUGGAUCAAUCAAACUCGUUGUACAAACAGUAUCAACUUCAAGCUAUUGCUAAAAAAGUGCAAGGAAAUGGAUGUCAAGAAAUUCCAUUUGGUAUGUUUGAGCCAAGAGAUGAAACCGUCGAUUUCAAAGAAAAAAAAUACAAGUGCAGAAAAUGCAGACAAACGUUAUUUACGCAAAAAAAUCGACUCGAUCAUGUUCCAGUUGACGGCAAUAAUUCUUUGUCCUGGAAGAAUCGUUUUUUCACACCGAAAACCCAAGUCACCCACAUUGGUAGAUGUACAUCUUAUUUUGUCGAACCGUUAACAUGGAUGAAGGCAUUGCUUGUCGGUAAUGUCGAAGGAAAGCUUUGUUGUCCGAAAUGCUCUUGUCGAAUUGGAUCGUUUAACUGGGCAGGUGAAAAGUGCUCAUGUGGUCUUUGGGUGACGCCUGCUUUUCAAAUUCAUAAAAGCAAGAUAGAUGAAAGCUAGCCGAGUGAAAUUUUUAUUAAUCCACUGCAUGCAACUGUCUUUUCAGGUACUUUCUGCUUCGGUUGCAAACGUAUCCGUACUCUCAGCGUGCGGCCACAGGUCUCAAUGAUUAAUACAUCGAGAGCCGAUGUACAGUUAUUAAUUUGCCAUAAUAUUGAAGAAUUUAUUUAUUUAUUUAUUUUUUCAGCGAAUAUUUUCACAGGAGAGUCACUUCAGAUAUUUGUAAAAUAUUAAAAAUCUGUUAUCAAUGUGAGUCUUGCUGAAUAAAAAAUUUUCUAACUAAAUAAUUUAAAUAUACAAGUAUUAUAAUCAUUUCGAUGAUUCAA